Thrips palmi is the source of this 4102-nucleotide messenger RNA. It is a transcript of the gene nkd, whose product is annotated as protein naked cuticle. The coding region runs from base 347 to 2365 and encodes 672 amino acids. Gene Ontology annotation, cellular component: cytoplasm. Gene Ontology annotation, molecular function: calcium ion binding. The transcript has 8 exons. The record is from RefSeq and is a predicted model, not a curated record. Gene Ontology annotation, biological process: negative regulation of Wnt signaling pathway. Lineage: Eukaryota; Metazoa; Arthropoda; Insecta; Thysanoptera; Thripidae.
GUUCGGCUCGGCUUCGGCUGUUGUUAGUCAACUCGCAGGAUCCACCGUGCCAGGACGUGUGUCCGCGGUCGGCACAACCUAACCUCUCCCGCCCGACGAAAACAAGUAUCCCUGUGGGGGAUUCACAGAUUUCCGAUCUCGUCUGAACGGGGAAGUCCCUCGAGUGCUCCGGUUUCGCGACCUUAUACAGUGGCGGUCCGUGCCCACGGCUGGAGGAGGGGCCAUCGAACGCCACGGCGGUAAACUUGGCCUCAUUUUCCGUUUCGUGCUUGCGCGCGCGCGCGUGUGAUUUGUGAAGUGCAGUGACUAUUUCUUCGCCCAGUGGAUUAUUUUGGAUUAAUAUGCAAUGCACACGUGGACGACGACGACGCGGGUGAGCCAGGACGCCCAGGAUGAGCCGUCGGCGUUCGGCCUGACCGCGCUCUCGGCGCUCACCGCCCCGCAGCCCAGCUCCAUGGCUCACAUCGUCAAGUGGUGGCGAACUUUGGGGAAAACGCGCUUCUUCAACGGAUACAAGCAGCUCUCGGCGCUCCAGCAGGACAGCCAUGAUGGCCGGUCGGACACGGAAGAGCUGCUGCUGGGCGGACGUCCGUCGCCCUCGCCCUGCCCGCCCUGCCCGGAGCCCCCGCGGGAGAGCAGGGAGAGCCUCCCCAGUGCCGUGCCCCCGCCGGGCCAGGACCUGCAGGGCCUCAAGGAGCGGGAGCGAGAGCGGACUCCCAGCCAGGAGCGCGCCGCACGGCGAGAGCGCCUGCCGAGCCCCGACCGGGAGAAGGACAAGGAGCGCGAGAAGGCCGACAAGCCUCAGCCUCAGCAGCCCGAGCAGCAGCCCAACCGGCAGAUCAACUUCGAGGAGUUCGAGUGCGACGUGUCGGUGGAGGGCGGAGUCGACGAGGCCGGCCAGGAGCGGCAGGAGUUUUCCUUCACGCUGUACGACUUUGACGGCCACGGCAAGAUAACCAAGGACGACAUCACGGGGCUGGUCAGCACGAUCUACGAGACGCUGGGGGCGUCCAUCACGGUGCCCCACUACGGAAGCAAGACCAUCAAGGUCAAGCUGACCGUGUCGCCGGACAAGCGACACGGUGGCUCCAAGGGCGCCACCGCCACCUACGCCAACACCGCCACGUACGUCAACAGCGGCGUCACCGGGUCCGCGGCCGCCGCCGACAACGCCGCCGAGCCGCAGACGACGCCGCCCACGCGGGUGCGCUUCAAGCGGGACCUCAACGUGACCAUCCAGGAGCGGCGGCCGCUGCGUGUGGCGGCGGCGGCCGCGACCGCGGCGACAGUGGCGACCGCUGCGGCCAACGUCGCCAACGGCUGCCAGUCGCCCCACGCCAAGAAGCGCUCCUCCAGCAUGCAGCGGCAGGAGCUGCUCCAGAUCAUCCAGGCCAACAUGGAGAAGAACAAUCUUUGUUUCCAAACCGCCAAGAAAUCUUGUGCGGAGAAGACAGGCCUGGAGGAAAGGAGACACAGUCACAGUGGGGUGCACCCGCACCACCGUCGCCAGAAGCAAAAGGCUCCUCCGCCGGUCUCCCUGUCAGCAUCGGCUUCCCCGCAACGCAUAUAUGACUAUGCCACCACCCCCUACUAUGUCAAUCUGGCCGACAAGGGAGAGUGCCCGGGGGAUGCUGACACGUACAGAUACGUCGUAUGCACUCCGAAGCACCAGCCCACCUACCACAAUGUUCCUUGCCGAGAACGGGGCCACAACAGGUCGCGCUCCCACGACCUGACCACAAAUUCAAAUACUCACAGCCACGCUCACCAGCACAACCAUAGUCAUUCUCACAACCCUGCCGCACCCCUGUUCCGCUACACUCUGCUCCAAGAGGACACCACCAGCAGUGUGCAGGCUUUCCACGUGAGGCCGUCUCGGUCCCCAGCGAUCACCAGAAGAGCGCGGCUACCGCCCACUGCCGUCGGCCACUCUGGAGUCGGACACACCGCCGUGGGGCACACGUCAUCACCACACCACCUGAAGCAUCGGAACCGCGAGCAGGACCAGGCGAGGGCGAUGGCACAGGUCGUUCAGUGGCUUGAGCAGGAGUUUUCAGCCUCACUCAAUACGAGGACUUCUGCUGGAGUGCGGGAGGUUCUCAUCAACGCAAAAGCCCAGCGCACGAAGAGCAAAGCCGCCGCAUUCGCGCCGGUCCCCGAAGCCCCGCCCCCGCCCGCCCCAUCCGCCCCAUCCGCUGCGCCGAACGCUGCGCCGAAUGCCCAUUCCCAUUCCAACUCCUCUCGACCGGACGAGGAGCCGAGCCCCUCAGGUCCUGGAGUGAAGCAGCACGAGCACCAUCAUGUUCAUGAGCACAUUCACCAUCACUAUCACCAUUACCAAGACACCUCGCCAGUAUUAGUUUAAUUUUGGGUGGGUUAUUGCAUGUUAAAAUUUAUUUUACAUUCCAAUUUUGUACUUUACUGAUUUAAUUUAAUUGUGCUGUUUUUAGCAUAUCUAUGGUUUUUAGCUUUACUGUGUUGAUAGGAACUUUUUUUUUUAAAUCAGUGAUUGCAUAUAUUAGAAAGGAUAAAGCCAAAAGUUGUAAAUAUAUGAGGUAUUAUUUGUUGUAAAGAAUUGUACCAUUCUUAGAAACAUUUACUGUAGUUAUUACUGGUAAGACGUAUGGAGAGCCAUUAUUUUUUAUUUAACUUAAUGAGAGUGAAGUUCAUAUUGAACUUUAAAGUUCCUAGCCUGCUCAGCAGGUGAACCAUUUUUUCUAUUUUCCAUUCAGGUCAUCUCAGCCUUCAAUGCAGUUUAUUAUUUAAACAAUUCCUUCUUUCAAUUGUUUGGAAAAUAUAAACAAGACUUACCGCAUUUGAAUCUGGACAUAGCACUCAAGUACUCUGACGAGUGUUCGUCUUUAGGGGCCUGUUCCUUCAUUCCUCCUUCCCUUCAUCUUUCUUAAAUUAAUUUUCUUAACACUGAUCAUUUUUUAAAAAGUGUAAUGGGCAAUGUUUUUGCUUAUAUCUGUCAGCUUUCAUCUAUGUUUGCAUCAUGCUCAUUUUCACCUCCUUACCUUCAUCAUAAUAUGUCUAAGAGUGUAACCAUGUGACUGCAACAGUGGUUCAUGUGACCUGCUAGUCUCCUUGUAUGUUUGUUUUAAAAUUAUGUGUACAUUAUCCAGAACUUUUGACUUAUUCACUUUUCUGUUAGAAUUGCGUUGUAGGGUAACUUUGUAUCUAGUAGGUGUCCAAUAGUGCUGCAAUAUUUUUUUUCCAACAUACUGUACUUGUGUUCGUUUUCUCUGUAUAAGGUAUUUAUUUUUGCAUAGCUCCAAUUAUUAUGUACCUUUGCACUGUGUUUUGGGUCCAAACUGUUAACCAAUUCGUGGUCAACAUUUUACUGGUGGUAGUAGUUUUGGACAUCAACCAAUUGUAGUAAUUUUGUAGUUAUCUCUACCCAAGUUCCUUAAUUUUCUGUCAAGUUGUAAUUUACGACCUUAGCGAUCGUUUUCAUGAAAGACCCCAAUCUGCACCAUGACUCUGAGCUGAGACUGUUGUUGUUUGAAUUAUGGAAGUAGAGGGUAAUCACCUAGAGGUGUCUUCUAUGUCUUGUGUUUAUGUCUUCUAUGACUGCACUGAAAAGUAUUACUUGCCAUGAGAUGCAAAAUAAUAUCAAUUUCAAUUGGAGCCACUUGAAAGACAAAUAUUAGAUGUUCAGUUGGACAUACUUUGUUUUAAAACUACCGUUGUUUGUUGUUAAAAUCUUUGUUACAUUUGAUAUUUUCAUGUGGAUUACAUGAUUUCUGGUUGUAAUUGUGGAUGUGUGAAUAUGUGGCUUUGUGUGUGGUGACUGUACAUGUAUUGAUGAUUUGUAUAUGUAUUGGAGAUCUUUGAUAAAGUGUAUGAUAUAAGUGAACCUACACAUCUAGGAUUUUGGGUGUGAAUUUAUUAUAACUUGUUAACAGAUUGUUCUUGGAACAAAAAGUGUUGUUGUUUAUUGUUAACAUCCCACUUGAUGGGAAGUCACACUUGAUUCCAUUGACUAGAAAAAUAUCAAAUUGUUCAUUACCUCUUUAACUCAUAUUUGUAUUGCUCUGUUUAUGAAUUGCAAAGUAACAGGAAAUUUGCUAAUAAAUUUGAUACAUAUGUAAUUGAUAAA